ACAAGAUGGAGGAUCAGCGGAGGAGCUGCAGAUCUCAGAGACCCAGCAGGAGAAGGAGCACUGAGAGCAGCAUGGAGGAGAACAAAGAGACCCCCAGACCUCAGAACCAGAGAGGAACAGAGGGACUCAAACCGUACAGCUGUGACCUGUGUGACAAAUCCUUCAAAGGAUCUGGAGACUUAAAGCGUCAUCAGAGAGUUCAUACUGGAGAGAAACCUUACAGCUGUGACCUGUGUGGUACAACGUUUUCUCAGAGUGGUGCGCUUAAAGUCCACCAACGCAUCCAUACUGGAGAGAAACCAUACAGCUGUGACCUGUGUGGCAAAACAUUUGCUCUUAAAUGUGAUCUAAAAGUCCACCAGCGCACUCACACUGGAGAGAAACCCUACUCGUGUGAAACGUGUGGGAAAUUGUUCAGAUCAUCAAGUAACCUUAAGGAACAUGAGCGCUCUCACACCGGAGAGAAACCCUACAGCUGUGACCAAUGUGAGAAGCUUUUUUCUGUGCUAAAUAACCUAAUAUAUCACCGUCGCACUCACACUGGAGAGAAACCAUACUGGUGUGACCUGUGUGGGAAAUCCAUGAAAACCUCUGGAGAAUUAAAAGUUCACCAGAGAGUUCACACUGGAGAGAAACCGUACAGCUGUGACCUGUGUGGGAAAACAUUUCCUCGGAGUGAUACACUUAGAGUCCACCAACGCAUCCACACUAGAAAUAAAGCAUACAGCUGUGACCUGUGUGACAAAUCCUUGAAAACCUCUGGAGAAUUAAAAGUUCACCAGAGAGUUCACACUGGAGAGAAACCGUAUAGCUGUGACCUGUGUGGGAAAAUGUUUUCUCAGAGUAGUAGGCUUAGAGCUCACCGUCUCACUCACACUGGAGAGAAACACUACUGAUGUGACCAAUGUGGGAAAUAUUUCAGAACAUCCGGUAACCUUAAGAAACAUGAACGCACUCACACUGGAUAGAAUGGGGAGGCGUGUGGUGCAGUGGGUUGAGCGUUGGUGUUCGGAUCAGGGUUCAAACAGGUUCAAACCCCACUGCAGUCAGCAUGUCGUUGUGUCCCUGAGACACUUCACCCGAAAUUGCUCCUGUGGGGGUUGUCCACAGUAUUGAGUAAGUAAGUCGCUUUGGAUAAAAGCGUCUAACAAGUGACAUGUAAUGUCAUGUAAUAGAAACAGUAUACAUGUGACGAGUGAGAACAAAUGUCCUCAUGGUAGUUCCCUUAAAGUCCACCAGAGCGUUCACACUCCAUCAUGUUGAAUAUGUUUCAGAGCCAAGCUAACCUGAGAGCUGAGUUGUUAUUUUCUGAGCUUCUCUCCACAGUUGUUCCUCUCUAAUGUGUCAACAAACUGAACUCUGGCUUCAGCAAAUGUGCUUUUCUUUUCUUUUCUGUGCUGGACAUGUUUGCAAGUUAGCUCAAAUUAAGCCUUGUUUGAUUAAUUAAAUGUCAAACUUCAGAAAAGUUGUAAUAGUAAAAACAUUAGUCUUCAUGUCAGUAAUGAACUGGGGAAGUUUGUUGGUGGGAUAGGUAAGUUUGAGAAACCGGCUCGAGAUACACUUGUUGUUAUAUUCCAUGGAAUGCUCUUAACAUCCAGAUAGCAAUGAAUAUCUGAAGUGCUUUGACAAACAAUCCAUAAAAUAAUAUCAUCUGUAGAAGCCGUGGUACUGUAAAAAGCACGACCAAUCAUCUGAGCCGGCCCGGCUAAAAUAACUGGAUGGCCUACCUGCCUGUCAGCCUUCCAUCUGUGCACAAACUUAUCUCGUGCCCUCAUUGGUCAUGUGCGCGUUCGUGUGUGUUGGAGGAGGGGCUCUGUAAAGAAGUGGCAGAUUUUUUCCGGCUGUGUAUUUUCAAAUUCUAGCGA
Messenger RNA from Trematomus bernacchii (emerald rockcod), 1865 nucleotides. Its product is annotated as zinc finger protein 239-like. The record is from RefSeq and is a predicted model, not a curated record. NCBI's taxonomy places the organism in Eukaryota, Metazoa, Chordata, Actinopteri, Perciformes, Nototheniidae. The transcript has 3 exons. Bases 6 to 896 code for a protein of 296 amino acids. Gene Ontology annotation, molecular function: DNA-binding transcription factor activity, RNA polymerase II-specific; RNA polymerase II cis-regulatory region sequence-specific DNA binding. Gene Ontology annotation, biological process: regulation of transcription by RNA polymerase II. Gene Ontology annotation, cellular component: nucleus.